AAAACACCCAUCGCCGCCGGUCACCGCCCAAGCCCAGCCACGCGCAGCCGAACGCUACCAGGAACAGCCGCGCAAACCCGAGCCCAGUCCUCGACGCCCAGCGACACCUACCGUGUGCUCCCAGCGCCCAGCAACCGUCCGCGAGCUCCCAGCACCGCCUGCCUGCUCGCCGAUCGCUCCAGCUGCCAGUCGUCCUGCCCGCGAGAUCCCAGCGCCCGUCCGCGACGCGCCUGCUAUUCAUCGGACGCCCAGGAGAGCCGCAGCACACGCCCGCGUGAUCCCAGACGCCAGUGCCUA
Molecule: messenger RNA, 297 nt
Organism: Striga hermonthica
Lineage: Eukaryota; Viridiplantae; Streptophyta; Magnoliopsida; Lamiales; Orobanchaceae
Source: the annotation of a GenBank genome assembly